AGAGGCAGGAACGAUGAUGAAUGGCUCCGACGUGGCCAGCACCACGACACCCAGCCCCAAAUCCAAGGAGGAGCAGGUCGUGGACGGCCACGAUGAGAAGGAGAGCAACCCCUUCGCCGAGUACAUGUGGAUGGAGAACGAGGAGGACUUCAACAGGCAGGUGGAGGAGGAGCUGCAGGAGCAGGAGUUUCUGGACCGCUGCUUCCAGGAGAUGCUGGACGAAGAAGAGCAGGACUGGUUCAUUCCCUCGCGAGACCUGCCCCAGGGCAUGGCGCAGCUGCAGCAGCAGCUGAACGGGCUCUCGGUCGGCGACGGCCACGCUUCGGAGGACAUCCUGAGCAAAAGCAACUUGAAUCCGGACGCCAAGGAGUUCGUGCCCGGUGUGAAGUACUGACGGGGGGGCUGCCCUCGGACAGACUGUGGCCCCGUGGCCCCGGCUCCGCUGGGGACGGCGCUGGGGGCUGGGAGGGA
Molecule: messenger RNA, 471 nt
Organism: Oxyura jamaicensis (ruddy duck)
Lineage: Eukaryota; Metazoa; Chordata; Aves; Anseriformes; Anatidae
Gene: PAIP2B
Product: poly(A) binding protein interacting protein 2B
Exons: 3
Coding region: 14-394 (126 amino acids)
Biological process (GO): negative regulation of translational initiation
Cellular component (GO): cytoplasm
Molecular function (GO): mRNA regulatory element binding translation repressor activity
Source: RefSeq, a predicted model, not a curated record